This is a messenger RNA of Angiostrongylus costaricensis, 519 nucleotides long. NCBI's taxonomy places the organism in Eukaryota, Metazoa, Nematoda, Chromadorea, Rhabditida, Metastrongylidae. The record is from the annotation of a GenBank genome assembly.
AUGACUAACCUCCUUUUCAGACGCGCUUGCUCUCAAUCCCACAACGGCAACGGCGACGCCGGCGCCAACGAUGGUGACGACGAUGAAGACAGUGACCACGAUGACGAUGAAAACGAGACGGCCAUCUGCUUAGAGCAACAACGUCGGCAUCAAGGACGCCAACCAUCGGCGAUCGUAGCUCUGAUAGGUCUUUCAUUCUCUCACUCUUUGAUUACUGUCUCUCUCGCUCUUCCUCUGUAUUGUAAAAACAACGGAGCAAAACGAAUAACACAAGCGCAUUCUCAUCGAAUUCUUCGCGAAAACGCGAAACGAACAGACGAAAAAAGGGACGACGACGACGACGACGACGGUGAUGACAACAACAGAACAGCAUGCCCACGUCGACACCUUCAACAGCCAGCAGCGAAGGACUAUUGUCCCGUCAGUGAAUACGAACGAAGCGGAACAACAAUUCAGCUUGUGAUUCCGAUGUUUCAGAAUGGCUCUCCUCUUCCAUUGUGCUGUUCUUUUGUGACGUAG